UUUUUUUUUUUAAUAUAUCAACAUUCGCUGUACAUAUUUAAUGAAAAUCUCUUUUCCAUAGAAAAUAAAGAGAGACAAUGACGAAUUAUCCUAUGAACAUAUCGAGCUAUGUCUUGACAGCAAUGACACCUAGUUUUGUGUUCAUGUUAUUAUCACUUCCAGUCAAAAACAAGAACAUCCUUCAAGAAUCUGUCCUUGCGCUUUUAUGGAUGACAGGGCUAUCUAUUCCAAUUUAUUAUGCAGGACGUCUUCCAUACAUUUGUCUCAUGUCUACAGCUGUAUGGACAUGGGCCAGCUCAAUGAAAAUGGGUGUAUGGCUAUUUAGCAUGUCUAUGGAAGAAAGAAGACAGCGUCCGUUUUAUAUGACCAUGUUGGACUGGCGAAAGCGCAGUAAUGAUCCACCCACUACAGAAGAAAUAAAAUCAUGCCCAACUACAGACCAUGUGGAUAUUCAUUUGCGCCAUCUAAUAUGGAAAUUUGUCAAGCACCAAUUUUAUUUUGAUGCAGCAGACGUUGUAAUUCAUUUAGGAGACGCACAGCGCAUCGUACGAGUUUUUUCUGCUGUCUUGUCAAACCUGUUUGCCUUUUUGGGUCAAAAGGAAAAAGCAGACAUGCUGGCACCUACUGAACCUUUGACCUGGGGCAAUCUGUUGGUGAGUACGCUCAUGGCUAUGCUUUUUUGUGUCUAUAUUCAAAUGCAACUUCAAGUAGCAUACGACGAAUGUAUGAUUGGCUUUGGUGUGUUGUAUAAGACAAUGUCUGUUUUGGAAAGAUGGCAAUUGGGGCAAGAUCUUGGUAAAUUACAUGCAAAAAACACACACAAAGCCAAAAUGAUCUUGAAGCGAGUGUGUGUAAUUCGUGCUAUCAAGUCUUAUAUCGAAGAUACUUUGAAUAUGCCUCCUCCUUUUGACUCACCAUGGUCAGCUCAUUCACUUCGUGAUUUUUGGGGUCGCCGUUGGCAUACCUAUUACAAUGAUUGCUUUUAUAGAUUAGGAUAUCGUCCCAUUCGGGCAGCCGUCAUGUUUCUUUUCCAUUGCAAGCCUCCUCGCUGGCUACCUGCACUCUCUGUCUUUGUUAUGUCUGGUCUGAUGCAUGAAUACUUUCUGGUUGCAACAGGUUCAAAGGCUUAUCUAGGACAUCCUUUGCCCGCUUGUGGUCUUCAGUUCUUCUUUUUCGUGAUUCAAGUAUUACUGAUUGGCAUUAGUGACAAAUUUUUCUCUCGCGGCCCGAUCGGUCGGUUGUAUACUAUUUUUUGCAUGGCAUUAACCUCUCAUUUUUUUGUGGUACCCUAUGUAUUGACGGGCUAUUUACACAUGGAGCGAUUAUCGUUUUUCCGCCUUGUUGUUCAUCUUUAUCAAGGAAAUCCUAAUCUCUUUGCUAGCGUUGAUUUAUAAUUUUAUCUGUUUAUCGGGUAUUCAAUCAUGAUUGAAAACGGUUAAAACUGAAUGCUCGGAAACCGAAAUAAAAAAGGGAACCUAAGAAAAAUAACAUUAUCUUUUCUUCUUUAUUAUUAUUAUUAUUUUUUUUUUUUU
Gilbertella persicaria is the source of this 1532-nucleotide messenger RNA. RefSeq lists its product as uncharacterized. Lineage: Eukaryota; Fungi; Mucoromycota; Mucoromycetes; Mucorales; Choanephoraceae. The transcript has a single exon. The coding region runs from base 78 to 1394 and encodes 438 amino acids. Gene Ontology annotation, biological process: lipid metabolic process. The record is from RefSeq and is a predicted model, not a curated record.